Molecule: messenger RNA, 1213 nt
Organism: Dreissena polymorpha
Lineage: Eukaryota; Metazoa; Mollusca; Bivalvia; Myida; Dreissenidae
Exons: 3
Coding region: 206-739 (177 amino acids)
Source: RefSeq, a predicted model, not a curated record
UGCAAAACUACUAUAUCUAUACAUUUUAGUCGCGCUCUGUAAAAAUGGGGUUUAAUUGAUGUGCGAAAAGUAUUUCUAUUUUUUUUAAACUAUUUUACGUAAUGAAUUAAGUAUUUGUAUAUCAGUUACCGUUAUAUUUUCCCGUUUACAGAAACAGACAAAGAAGCAAGCUGUGUGGCGAUGCAGCGUGCGACGGAAAGCGUUUAUGUGUACCGCGUCGGUCACGCAAGAGGGUGACAUAUUUCAAGGGAAAGGGACGCACACUCACGCUGCUGACCCUUUGAUGCGGAAGAAAGUGGAAUUGAAACGUAAUUUAAAGACAGAGGCUGUGGCUGAUGUGUUCGCGGCCUCCUGUAGAUUGGUUGAUGACCAUAUGAAAGUUUUCGAGGCCAUAGAUUUUAACCUGCCCAAGCCGCAGACAUUGACGAGGAUCCUCAACUGUGCCCGAGAGAAGCAUCGGCCAACAGAUCCAUCAUCACUUGACUUUGAGGUGGACACAGACUUCAUCGGAGAUCGUUUUCUACGCGGUGAUGAGCGUGUAGACGGGGAACGUCACCUCAUCUUCGCCAGCGACGAUCAGCUUAGCAGACUCCAGCAGUCAAACCGCUGGUUCGUCGACGGCACGUUCCACGUCGUCCGGAAGCCUUUUUAUCAGCUUCUAUCCGUGCACGCAUUCCUACGACACGAGGAUUGUCUGAAGAUUAUUAUGCUACUGCAGACUAUGGUGUAUUUAUGCUGAUAAUUAUAAUGAUGAUGAUUUAAAUGCUGAUGUUUCUUAUGCUGAUUAUUAUGAUGAGGAUAAUUUUGAUGAUCAUUAUUAUUAUGCUGAUGAUUGUGACUCUUAUGAUGAGUGAUGAUGAUUAAUAUUUAUAUGAUGAUUAUUAUGAUGAUCUAAUUGCAUUAUUGAUAAAAUAAACAACUUGUGUGCAGUAAAUUAUGUAGUAUGUAAUUAGGUUAAAUUAAUGUAUUGUGUUGUUAAGACGUAUGUAAUCCUUAUUGUUAUAACUUUAAAAUUAUCCAAAUAAAUGUAAUAUAAAUUAUUUUAUAGUUUGUUUUAUUUUCAAAGCCGUCUCAUAUUCUUGUAUCUAUUCUUCUCAUUUCGACGACGAUAUACCUGAAGCAAAAGACAAAGAGAAUCUUUUUUCAAAUGCAUUAAUCCUCAAUAAAGAUAAUAUAUUACUGUAAUAAACAAUAUUCCAUAGUUUUAAAGAGU